ACUUUCCUUUCCUCAAAGCUUUGCUGCUUUUCCUAACCUUUUCUCUCUCUAAACCAGAAAUAAACCUGCCCUUCUACUCCUAUAAAAGUUAACUCCAUUCUCCUCUCAAAUCUCCUCCACACCAAACCUCUCUCUCUCUCUCCCUCUCUUCUCAUUUCAAAGAACAAGAGAAAAAAAAAACAAGAAAAUGGAGGUGUCUACAAGAAAGCCUUAUUUCAUAGAAGAAGAAGACGAUGGAUUGGUUUCUCUAGCUGAGAUGGAAGCUGGAGUUUCUUCUCCUUCUUCUCCUUGUUACACAAACCUGAACCAGUACCAUCCUCAGAGUUAUUAUUAUAAUUACCAUCAGUACUCUGUUUCAUCACCCAGAUCUGUUGUCGUGUCUGGAAAAUUCCAUGAUUUUAGAUUCGACAACAGCUGUUUCGGACAACAAUCAGUUCCUCAUUUCUUGGACUCUUGUUUCCUCUGUAGGAAGCGUCUUGGUCAUAACAAAGACAUCUUCAUGUACAGAGGAGACACACCGUUCUGUAGCGAGGAGUGUAGAGAAGAACAGAUAAAGAGAGACGAGUCGAAAGAGAAGAAAAAAAAUCUGUCUUCAUCUGUGAAAGCUAUGAGAAGAAAUGAAAAGAGAAGCUCUUCUUCUUCUCCAACUAGAUCUCGUGACUAUGCUUUCCGCACUGGAACUGUUGCUGCUGCUUAGUUUCAAUAUCUCUUUAGUUUAAUAUUCCAAGUCAAAACAAAAACCAAGAGAAUCCAUUAAAGCCAGUUGCUGUAAAAGUUGGUUCAUGGUUUGAAUUUUAGAAACUCCUUUUCAAGGGUUUGUCCUUUUUCGUUUUUAUUAGAUUUUAUUUUGCAUAAAGAAAAAAAAAAUCAUGCAAUUUUGGGAGUACAAGAAAACUGUAGCCAAACGUUUGCCUAUGUGAAUUUGGUACAUCUUUUUUUUUGGUAAUAUGUGAAGAAAACAAAAAUAUAUGUAACAUGAACAUCAUCAUCAGCCUGGCUGUUCUUUUAUUUUUAAAUGAUGGGAUUGUAAUGAAAUAGUACAAGAUAUAUGUAUA
This is a messenger RNA of Brassica rapa (field mustard), 1055 nucleotides long. RefSeq names its product FCS-Like Zinc finger 2. The record is from RefSeq and is a predicted model, not a curated record. Lineage: Eukaryota; Viridiplantae; Streptophyta; Magnoliopsida; Brassicales; Brassicaceae.